Messenger RNA from Brachypodium distachyon (stiff brome), 2728 nucleotides. RefSeq lists its product as uncharacterized. NCBI's taxonomy places the organism in Eukaryota, Viridiplantae, Streptophyta, Magnoliopsida, Poales, Poaceae. Bases 167 to 2461 code for a protein of 764 amino acids. The record is from RefSeq and is a predicted model, not a curated record. The transcript is spliced from 21 exons. Gene Ontology annotation, cellular component: plasma membrane.
GCCUACCUAACCCGUCGCCUUCCUUGAUUCCCCCCCGUGACCUCCGACCAAUUCCCCGAGCGCGGCCGCGGCAGAGACUUGUGCCCAAGUCUACUCACCCAGUCUCCCCACUCGCCCUAGCCCCGCCCCGAACCCCACGCUCCCGCUCGCUCCCUCUUCACGCGGCAUGGACCACCUCGCCGGGAGGCUCGCCGCGGCAUCCAUCUCCUCACCCGCCGCCGCCGCGGGGAGGGACGACGACGUCGACGCCCACCUCGUCCACGCCGUGCGCGCCGUCGAGGGCGCCGAGGCCACCAUCCGCAAGCAGGUCAGGAUUAAGUUGGAAGAGAAUAACCGCCUAAAGGAGGAGCUGAUGCUCAAGACACGGCAAUUGCAGAUGAUUAGGGAGGAAGCUACACCUCAGGGCUCUUUUCGUGGUGUGAGUCAAGAGCCCCGUGCUCCUGUCACUAAUAAGAUGGAUGACUCCAAAUUUUUUGACAGCACUUCAGCAAAUCCUCGAAGCACCUCUAUCCCUCAUCAGAAUGGGAUUUUGGAAAGUGGAGGAGAGCCUCUGAGGCAUGAAAGGAUGAAACACAAGUACCUUGACAGUGGCCAGGCUUAUGGAGCUUUUAAAAGAUCAUCAGGGGAACCGGCUGCUGUGGAGAAUGGUGGACCAUCACAGUUCUCUACUCCAUCAUCUCGUUCCCUUUCUCCAACUAGGUAUAGAAAAGAAGGAGAGUAUGAUUGUAGAAUCAACUUAGCUGGACAGGAGCUAUUGCCUGUUUCAGAGAUGAACUCAAACAUAUCCUGGAAGCAGGACCUUAUUGUGAAGGCCAAAGAACAGGAAGAAGAGAUUGCACAGUUAAGAAACCAUCUUGCUAAUUACUCAGUGAAGGAAGCACAAAUUCUCAAGGAUAAAUAUACAUUGGAAAAAAGAAUUGCUUAUAUGCGCAUGGCAUUUGGUCACCAGCAACAAGACUUAGUUGAUGCAGCAUCAAAAGCUUUAUCAUACAGACAAGACAUUAUGGAGGAAAACGUCCGUCUGACAUAUGCAUUGCAGGCUGCACAGCAAGAAAGAUCAACUUUUAUAUCUUCUUUGCUGCCUCUUCUGUCUGAGUAUGAAAACCUACGACCUUCUACAGUCGAUGCUCAUUCUAUUGUUAGUAAUUUAAAGGUUUUGUUUAGGCAUUUGCAGGAGCAACUUAUUAUUACUGAGGAGAAAGUUAAGGUGUCACAAUAUCAGAUUACCCCAUGGCAAACUGAAUUGCCAAAUAGGACCAGUCUUCCUGUACAGUCACCUAACCAUCCUCUUGGAAAACAAUUGAACAAAAGCAGCCUUGAUAUUGUGCCCCAGACAUCAUAUCCUCAUGUACAAUCUCCAAUGUCUUCCCCCGUGCAAGCUAGGGGUGAUUGGAGUGUAUCAGGGAACAAAAACCGUGAAGUCAUUCCAAGUGAGGCUCCUGCAAGAAACACUGAUCAUGAUUACAGAGGAAGGCCCUCUCUUUCAAGCAGCAGCCAAUUUAGGAAGGAUGUUUCUGCUCAAGCAUCUCAACAUGAUUCUCGAGCUGUCCAGUUUGAUUUCGAGACCCAGAGCCAAAACCCACCAUUCAAUGGCCCUACUAGAAGCGAUGUAUUUGAUGGUUCUGUUGGUGCUGAAGCCCAACAUGCGCGAGAACUGGCUGCUCAAUGGGGUCCUGGAGAUUCACCUAAUUUAGCACCUGGCUUUGAUGAAGCAAACCCUCCAUACCCUUAUCUUCCUACUGUCCCCGAGGAGCCUGGUUCAUCUUUCUCUGAAGCUGCAGAGGACGAUCCAUUACCAGGCAUAGAAGGUCUUCGAAUAACGGGUGAAGCUUUUCCUGGACGAGAACUUCAAGCAAGUGGGUACUCCAUUGAUGGAACCACAAGUUGUAAUUUUGAGUGGGUGCGCCAUUUGGAAGAUGGCUCCGUAAAAUUCAUAGAAGGAGCAAGGCAACCUACCUAUUUGGUUACUGCUGAUGAUGUGGACACUUUACUAGCCAUUGAAGUCCAACCCCUAGAUGAUAGGAAAAGAAAGGGGGACAUUGUCAAGGUCUAUGCUAAUGAGCAAGCAAAAAUUACUUGCGAUCCUGAAACAAAGGAGCUUAUUAAGAGAACUCUUGAAGUUGGGAAUGUGUCUUAUCAAGUCCAACUACCUGUGAAAUUCAUAGACAUGUGGGAACCAGCUGUUUUGGCAAUAAAGAGGGAAGGUUACAGCAUUAAAUGUAAUGGGCAGCGUGGUGUUGUUCUCACGGAGAAAUUUCAGCAAGCAACUGCUAUUAAUAUUCCGCCAGGGUACGAACGUGCAACAGAGUUUUUGAUCGUGUCUGCUGAUGGUCUCGAUUAUACCCUCAGGCCAGCAGAAAAUAUGCCACCGCGGGAUACAAUUGUUCUAGUAUUAAGAUUGUUCAGAACUAUGGCCGUCGAGAAGAGGAGAGGAAGAAAAAAGGGCCUCUUCUUCAAGUAGAUCGAUCCUGCUCAUGCAUAUUCGCCUGUAUAUUUAUUCGCCUUGCCAGUGUAGCCAAGAUUGUGGUGGUGAUAUAUAGCCUGAUAGGUGUGGUGGCAUAUUCUUCAUGUUGUUGUAUUCGUCGCGACGCGAUUUUUGUUGUAAUCGAGUAGCCAGAGAACCAGAAGUGACAGGUGUUUGUAAGAAAUCUAGAGAGAGAUCUAGAGAGCCCCAUUACUGUAAAUCAAACACAGCUCAGUAGAAAUGGAAUCACCUUUUUACUGGCAG